AUGUUUCCCAUCAUAUUCAUACACCUGGCACGUGAAACUAAGCGUGCAUUAUUUACAGAACCAUUUCUAUUAUGGGAGAAACCAAGGCAAAUUUGGGGGUUACAUGCACAUGACAUAAUAUCCACAGUUGAGAUCUUUCAUCGUUCCUUCACAUUUUCUUUCAUUUCUCAUCUUCUUUCUUCAUUAUUAAAUUAUUCAGAACCAACUUACACCAAGUUCGUCGUAAACGCCACCGACCUUCCCUUGGAAGACUACUACGACUACAUCAUCGUCGGAGGAGGCACCGCCGGCUGCCCCCUCGCAGCCACAAUUUCACACUCCGCCCGCGUCCUCCUCCUCGAGCGGGGCGGCCUCCCCCACCGCCACCCCAACCUCAUGUCCCAAGAAGGCUUCUUGGCCACUAUCCUCGCCGCCAAUGCGCACGACCCCUACUCACCAGCACAGUCCUUCACCUCCGACGACGGCGUCCCCAACGCCCGCGGCCGCGUCCUCGGCGGCAGCAGCGCCAUCAACGCCGGAUUCUACAGCCGCGCCGACCCAGACUUCUUCACCCGCUCCGGCCUCCAAUGGGACCUCAACCUCGUCAACGAGUCCUACGAGUGGGUGGAACGCGAAAUCGUCUUCCGGCCACACCUCCGCACCUGGCAAUCCGCUGUUCGCGACGGUUUGCUGGAGGCCGGAGUCGCACCGUACAACGGUUUCACUCUGGAGCACGCUAAGGGAACCAAGAUUGGAGGAUCCACCUUCGACGAGCGCGGCACGAGGCACAGCUCCGCCGAUCUGCUCCGGUACGCAAGAACGUCGAACAUAAAGGUGGGGAUCUACGCGAGCGUGGAGCGCGUGCUGCUGGCAUCUUCUUCGCCAAAGUCAUCAUCAAGGGUUUCCGCCAUUGGCGUUCUGUACCGUGACCUGACAGGAAGGUACCACCACGCGAUGGUACACAAGGAGGGAGAGGUUAUCCUGUCAGCGGGAGCAAUCGGAAGCCCUCAGCUGCUUCUACUGAGUGGAAUGGGUCCUCGACCGUAUCUUUCUUCGUGGGGGAUUCCGGUGGCGCAUCACCUUCCCUAUGUAGGGCAUUUCUUGUAUGAUAACCCUCGCAAUGGGAUCACCAUUGUUCCGUCAGUUCCUCUGGAGCAUUCCCUCAUACAGGUGGUGGGCAUCACCGACUCUGGUGCUUACGUGGAGGCUGCCUCCAAUGUGAUCCCAUUCGCGUCUCCUCCUUACAGCGUCUUCAUUCGUACUCCUUCUUCCCCUCUGUACCUCACAGUGGCCACCCUCAUCGCCAAGAUCUCUGGUCCCCUCUCCAGCGGCUUCCUCAGGCUAGGCUCAACGGACGUGCGGUUCAAUCCAGUGGUUCGGUUCAACUACUUCAACAACCCCGUCGAUGUGGAGAGGUGCGUGAAUGGCAGCAGGAAGAUAGGAGCUGUUCUUAAGAGCAGGGCGCUGAAUGAUUUCAAGUUCAGGAACUGGCUUGGAGCCCAAGACUUCAGGUUUGUGGGCCCUGCCCUGCCUCCUGACCAGGACGACUUCCUCCAGAUGGCUGACUUCUGCCGCCGCACUGUCAGCACCAUAUGGCACUACCAUGGCGGCUGCGUCGUCGGCCGGGUUGUGGACCCCGAUCUCAAGGUCAUCGGUGUAGACUCCCUCCGCAUUGUGGAUGGCUCUGUGUUCAGUGUCUCCCCUGGGACCAACCCUCAGGCCACCCUCAUGAUGCUUGGACGGUAUAUUGGACUCAAGAUAAUUAGAGAUAGGGAGAAAAACAAAUAAGAUUUUGUGUCACUAUUGACUGUGUAUUCAUUGAUUCUUUAUGUUCAUAUGUUAGGACUUGCAACUGUAUUAUAGUCAUUAGUUACAUUCUUUUUGGUGAAUAAAUAAUGUUUGAAUUGUUGAAUUGUUGUAUUGAAGCAGUGAUAGUGCACUUG
Arachis duranensis is the source of this 1922-nucleotide messenger RNA. Its product is annotated as (R)-mandelonitrile lyase-like. The transcript has 3 exons. Lineage: Eukaryota; Viridiplantae; Streptophyta; Magnoliopsida; Fabales; Fabaceae. The record is from RefSeq and is a predicted model, not a curated record. The coding region runs from base 1 to 1767 and encodes 588 amino acids. Gene Ontology annotation, molecular function: flavin adenine dinucleotide binding; oxidoreductase activity, acting on CH-OH group of donors.